This is a messenger RNA of Triplophysa rosa, 1792 nucleotides long. It is a transcript of the gene rdh1, whose product is annotated as retinol dehydrogenase 1. The transcript has 6 exons. Lineage: Eukaryota; Metazoa; Chordata; Actinopteri; Cypriniformes; Nemacheilidae. Bases 99 to 1112 code for a protein of 337 amino acids. The record is from RefSeq and is a predicted model, not a curated record.
UGAAUGACAGCAGAGAGAACUUUGACUCUUCAGUGUGUUUUCUCCAGCAGUGCUGCUGCACACAAAGAGGAGGAAUCACAGGUGCGAAGAACGCUGUCAUGGUGUCUGAGGAGGAGAGUGUCCUUUUGGACCUUGUUCAGGUGUUCACCGGUUACCUGUUAUGCUCGUGCGCACUGGCAGCUGUCGCGCUCAUCUCCAUCAUCUGGUUCAUCAGAGACUCUCUCCACAUCCACGGCAUCGAUGAGAAGCACGUGCUGGUGACCGGCUGCGAUAGCGGCUUCGGAGACCUCGCGGCGCGGCAGCUCGAUCAGCGCGGAUUCCGCGUCAUCGCCGCGUGUCUGACGGAACCCGGCGCCUCCAGACUGCGCGCCGCGGCCUCCCCCAGACUCCAGACGGUCCUGCUCAAUGUUACCGACAGCGCGAGCGUCGGGAGCGCGCUGGAGUUCGUGCGCAACGAGACCGGGGAGAGAGGUCUGUGGGGUUUGGUGAACAACGCUGGUAUCUCCGUCCCCAUUGGUCCAACAGAGUGGAUGCAGGUGGAUGACUUCAAGAAGGUUCUGGAUGUGAAUCUGAUGGGCGUCAUUGAGGUGACCCUGACGUUCCUCCCUCUCCUGAAGAAAGCACGGGGCAGGGUGGCGAACGUAGCGAGCAUACUGGGCAGACUCUCUCUCAUCGGGGGAGGAUACUGUCUCUCUAAAUGGGGUGUGGAGGCAUUUUCUGAUAGCUUGAGGAGGGACAUGCUGCACUUUGGAGUCAAGGUCAGCAUCAUUGAACCAGGCUUCUUUAAGACACAAGUAACAGAUCUGGGUCUCAUCGAAGAUGAUCUGAAGAAACGAUGGAACGCUCUUCCAGUAGAGGUCAGGAGGUCCUAUGGAGACUCGUACCUGCAGGAAUAUACGAAGUUGCAGGCGUUCUCUGUGGGGUUGUUAUGCAGCAGUGACAUCUCCAAAGUGACGUCAUGCAUGCAGCACGCUCUCUCGGCGCGUAAUCCUCGAACGCGAUACGCGGCUGGUUGGGACGCCAAGCUUUUCUGGAUUCCUCUCUCGUACGUCCCGACCUGUGUGGCAGACUUCAUCACGGGUCUUCUUUUGCCCUCACCAAAAGACACCUGAGUGUCCACAUCAUCACGGACAUUACAAUUUAAGUCUAAAUCCUGUGGCAUACUUCGUUUUUUAGUACAGCCGAACGCACAGCCUUGCAAAGUAUACUGCUUUUGACUCAUACGUGUACGCACGGGUUUUGACGCAUGCGCACUACGACAUAUUGCAAUAUCUCCGGGCCUACAGGGGUCAGGUUUUCUUCAACUACAUUGAAUUGAUGCGGUUGCCACCUGGUGGUUACUGCAAGAAAUGGAAUGCGCAUGCCCAACCUGCGCGUACUUUAUAGGCAAAGUAACAAAAUUCCGGUGGUGCGCGUACUCGUAAAAAGGGAACUAUACUCCGGGCUUUAGACUCAAUCCGUUUUGUUUUUGGAAAAUGACACAACAAAUUGAAGACAACAUUUGUUUCUGUAAGCUGUUAUGACGAGCAGUUUGGUACACAACAUUGUGUUACAACGAAUGCAAUGAAAUAAAGAUACAGCCGCGGAUAAAAGUAAGAGACCAUUCCAAAAUUUCAUUUAAUCAUCAUUUCUACAUGUAUUGUGAUCAUUCCUGUUCAGUGUCUGUUGAAUUUCAACAAAAUCAAACCUCAGGAGUGACAAAGUCAUAAUGUGAAAGACUGACAGCAUGACAAGACACAUGAAAACUGUGAUUAAAAUCCAGAUUAUCACAUAAAACAAAAUCAUUUUUAAA